This is a messenger RNA of Benincasa hispida (wax gourd), 759 nucleotides long. RefSeq lists its product as uncharacterized. Gene Ontology annotation, biological process: defense response to other organism. The record is from RefSeq and is a predicted model, not a curated record. NCBI's taxonomy places the organism in Eukaryota, Viridiplantae, Streptophyta, Magnoliopsida, Cucurbitales, Cucurbitaceae.
UUUUUCUUCUUCUUCUUCUCCACCCCUCCUACCCCUCUUCUCUCCAUGGCGGAGCCGGAGCGGGUUUACUCUCCUCCUCCUCCGCCCGACCCUUCUCUAUUCUCUGCAGGCACCUACGUUGUCCAAAUCCCUAAGGACCAAAUCUACCGCAUUCCUCCCCCCGAAAACGCCCUCAUUGUUGAGCGUCAUCGCAACCCCUCCAUCACCACCUCCUCUCGUCGUCGCUCCUGUUGCCUCCGUAUCUUCCUCCCCAUCUUCUUCGUCUUCGUCCUCAUCCUCCUCUUGGCCCUCCUCCUCCCUCCUCUUCUCACCCCUCCUAAACCCCCCGUCUUCGAUCUCAUAAAAUUCAAACUCACUCCAUCCACCCACAAAUUCCAUAUCAACCUCGAUAUUCUCAACCCUAAUUCCGCUGGCUCCAUCUCCUUCAAAUCUCCCUCACGUGCCUCCCUCUCCUUCCGAAAACAAAAACUUGCCACAGCUAAAUUCCCUCUCAUCCGUACAGAACAUGGAUCCCAACGACAUGUCGCAUUGUCCCUUCAUGCCAAAUCCUCCUUCCCUAAGGAGUUGCAACGGCGGAUGAAAAACAAGUCGAAGCUCCACAUCUCCAUGUCUUUGAAGAUGGAUCUUCCCGCCGAGACGACAAGUCGGUUGUCGACUCGUCGGGAGGUCAAAUUUGUUGUUGUUUGUAGCUUCACGGUUAACACAUUGGGUAAAAAUUCACGGAUAUUGUCGCAAGAUUGUCAAAGUGAACGCCAAUGA